UCUGUUUAAGGCAGAGCUCCAGUUUAGUGGAGUCACAGGAUGGCAUGCAGGCGGCCGGGACGCUGCACGCAGCGGAAAUAUACACACAUUUAACACAUUUUGGAAUAUUAUUUUGGGAUUAGAUUUUUCUGCUUAUCCAGAGGGACGGACUGGAGCUCGCUGUGAUUUAAUGUCAAAGAUUUUUUUUUAAAUCAGGAUGAGACGCGCUCGUUUCGGAGCUGGAGGUGGAAGCGAAAGUUGAGUGUGGUGACUGGGAUGGAGGUGGAGGAGUGUAAGAUCUCAGUGUGGGUGUGCCGGGAGGAGAAGCUGGUGUCGGGGGUGACGAGGCGCACGAGCUGCGCGGAUGUUGUGCGGGUGCUGCUGGAGAACCGGAGCUCUGCGGCGCUCGCGGGCUCCGCGCAAUCCUACUGCAUCGUGGAGAAAUGGCGCGGGUUCGAGCGCGUGCUGCCCAACCGGACGAAAAUCCUGCGGCUGUGGACGGCGUGGGGCCGCGAGCAGAACAAUGUGCGCUUCGUGUUGGUCAGGAGUGACGCGUCGUUACCGGGCAGCGGGCCGCGCAGCGCCGAGGCUCGUGUUGUGCCCAGUAAAGAGAGCAGGUGCGCGGAAAAAGGCGAGCCCGCGACGCCGGUGGCUGUGGCGACGGCUGAUGGGGAGAUCUCUCAGGAGAAACGGCGCCGCGUGGUCCGAAAAGCGUUCCGCAAGCUAGAGAAGAUCAACCAGCAGAAAGAGGAGACGUGCGCGGAGGAGUACGCGGAGAAGAUGGAGACGCUGGUGCACCUCGUCCUCUCGCAGGACCACACCAUCCGGCAGCAGACGCAGCGCAUCCGCGAGCUGGACGGCGAGAUCGAGAGGCACGAGGCCAAGGUGCACACGGACCGAAUGAGGCGCCACGGGAUCAAUUACGUGCAGGACACCUACCUUGUGGACGCGGGGGACCGCGCGAAAGCGAGUGCGAAAGUGAGCGCGGAGCUCGACGCAGACGCGAUGGCGCGGUGCGACCAAGUGAUCCGACUCCAGGAGCAGCUCACCGAGCACCACGCGCUGCUGGAUAGACUCACCGGAGAGAUCCAAGAGGAGCUCGACAGGAGAUGGAUGACACGGAGGAGUGAAGGAGACGCGGAGGAAACGCGGGAGAUCGCGCAGGCGGCGACUCCUGCGUCCGAGAAAGAUGCGCGCUUAGAAGAGGAGAGAAUCAAAACGCAGCUGGAUACGAGCUCGUACAUCGGACUGCGUUUGAACUCCGACCUGGAGGCUGUGCAGAGUGAGCUAGACGCGAGCCUCGAGGUGUGGGAGGAGAAAGAGCGCGAGCUGAGAGAUUUACUGGAGAAAAUGGACUCAUGCGGUGGCUGCGGUGAAGACGCAGGGGAAGGAGAUGCUGUGUUUACAGAUGAUGUCCAGCCUCCACUUCCACCACCAUCCUCUGUGGACCAGACUGACUGCUGGGUGGAGCAGGUGCGAGGACUUUCAAAAACUAACCCGAGUGGCAACGAUGAUGACUCGGACACUGGACUGAGUUCAAUGCACAGCCAGGACUCAGAUAACGCAGUGGUGUGUGAGUCACUGGUGUGAGCGCUGACACUGUGGAGAAGGACAACAGUCCGGGGCAGGAGGCCCAGAGGGGUUUCAGAUUCCUACUCCUGCCCCAGUGUGUGGCAAAUAAUCUGAACAGUAUACUGAUGGGUAAAAGUGAUUCAUCAAGGAGUAGGUUCAUUUUUUUUAAACAACUCUUUUUAAGUGACUCAAGUGAAUCAGUUCUCAUGCACAAAGCAAUUAAGCUAAAUCCAGGUAUUAAAGAAGGUGAGGAAAUCUCUCUGUCAUGGGUGCCAACAAUGUCGGAGUUGCUUUUUAAGUGAGCUUUUAUUAAACAGAGUUUCCAACACUGA
Ictalurus punctatus (channel catfish) is the source of this 1883-nucleotide messenger RNA. It is a transcript of the gene rassf10a, whose product is annotated as Ras association domain family member 10a. The record is from RefSeq and is a predicted model, not a curated record. The transcript has a single exon. NCBI's taxonomy places the organism in Eukaryota, Metazoa, Chordata, Actinopteri, Siluriformes, Ictaluridae. Bases 256 to 1569 code for a protein of 437 amino acids. Gene Ontology annotation, biological process: signal transduction.